This is a messenger RNA of Aspergillus tubingensis, 306 nucleotides long. RefSeq lists its product as uncharacterized. Lineage: Eukaryota; Fungi; Ascomycota; Eurotiomycetes; Eurotiales; Aspergillaceae. The transcript has 2 exons. The record is from RefSeq and is a predicted model, not a curated record. Bases 1 to 306 code for a protein of 101 amino acids.
AUGAAGCUUCUCUCCACCCUCGUUGCCAGUGCCCUGGCCCUUACCACCUCUGUUCAGGCUGCCAACUGCAAUGCUGGCCUGAACUACUGUGCCUCUGUGCUGAAAAGCAUCGACUUCAAGUACGUGCAAAUGAUGAAUGCCGCCAUUGGGCAAAAAUACGGAGAUUUCAAUGCGGACCUUGUCCACCCGAUGCUCUACCUGUGGCAUUGCAAUGCCGAUGGAUCUGUCAGUAUUGUCAAGCGCUGUGAUUGGGACUGCGUGGAUGGAGGUGCUGGAAAUAGUGAUUACUGCCAAUGGCAGCAGUAG